Molecule: messenger RNA, 1233 nt
Organism: Rosa rugosa (rugosa rose)
Lineage: Eukaryota; Viridiplantae; Streptophyta; Magnoliopsida; Rosales; Rosaceae
Exons: 7
Coding region: 157-966 (269 amino acids)
Cellular component (GO): cytosol
Source: RefSeq, a predicted model, not a curated record
AGUUUGGUCCCCAUCGAUUCUCCUCCAUUUCUGCUCAAAAUCUUUGACUUUCGUUAAACUAUAAAAGCUCCCCCACUUCUUUCUGCCAGGAAUCAGAUUCCAGAGAGCUUUGCUUUAUUUUAGUCAAGAACCUUCACCAAAUCAUCUCGUGGAAAAAUGGCAGAGGCAGCCCAGAAACGAGUGAGCCAGCCGGAGAAAGUAGUUAUAACUAACAAACAUGGUGAAAAGCUUGUGGGAUUAUUGCAUGAAACCGGUUCUAAAGAGCUUGUGAUCUUGUGCCAUGGAGCUCGAUCCCACAAGGGAGAUAAUAUUAUGACUACACUUGCUCUUGCAUUGGAAAAGGAAGGAAUUAGUGCUUUCCGUUUCGAUUUUGCUGGAAAUGGAGAAAGUGAAGGCACCUUUCAGUUUGGUCAAUACUGGAGAGAGGUUGAUGACUUGCAUGCUGUAGUCCAACACUUCUCUGGGACAAACCAUACAGUGAGUGCAAUUCUUGGCCACAGUAAAGGAGGGGAUGAGGUGCUUCUGCAUGCUUCUAAGUAUGGUGACGUUCGCACGGUUGUCAAUGUUUCUGGACGUUAUGAUCUGAAUGGAGGCCUUGAACUACGGUUAGGGAAAAACUUUAUGGAAAGGAUCAAGAAGCAAGGAUACUUGGAUAUUAAGGAUAAGACAGGAACUUUCGAUUGUCGUGUGACAGAGGAAAGUUUGCUGGAUCGCAUGAAUACUAAUAUGCAUGAAUCAUGCCUUAAGAUUGCCAAAGAUUGCCGUGUUUUGACAGUCCAUGGAUCUGAUGACGACGUGAUCCCCGUUGGAGAUGCACUGGAGUUUGCCAAGAUAAUACCUAACCACAAGUUACAUGUUAUACAAGGAGCUGAUCAUUAUUACAGCGCUCACCAAGCUGAGUUAGCGUCAACUAUUUUGGAAUUCCUUAAGGCAGCUUUCCAAGAGGACAAGACUACUUCCAACUAGAUACCGUAGGCCAAACAGUAUAUAAGUUCCACAAGGUUUAUGGCCUUGCAUUGUUUGUAGAAAAUUUGAUGAUAUCAGAUUUUCAGACAAUAUGGAGUCGUGCUUUUCCCUUGUAUUGUGCUUAAUAACAGAAUCCUCUUAUUAUCACUGGGGUUACCUUAAAAUUUUGUGAUGACAUAUACCUCAUAUGUGAAUCGAUUGCAAGUUACAUUCUGCAUUUCUGCAGCAUCAAACACCAAAUAUAAUGAAAAACAUUAUUAAAGUUGA